UUUAUUUUCUUUCUACUUUGUAUCCCUUUCGCUCAAAUUCUGGAACCCCACCACCUUAGGCUUUCUUCCAUCUUCUCUUUAAUUUACAUAGCACACACGUCCCUCCCUUUACGCUUCUGCAAUUCAAAACCAGUUUUGGCGCCACUCUUUUGUGCUUUAUAUAUAUGUGUGUGUAUAUACAUAUAAUACAUCCCUCUGUUUUUGUCUAGAAGAAAGUGCCCAAUAAUAUAAUUCUUUCUUUGUUAAUCCGAUUGAGUUUUCUUGGAACCUUGGAGUGAGGUUUUAAGGUGGGUGCAGAAAAUGGUGAAAAGGUCAUCCAUUGGAAGCAUUGUGAGGAAGAGGCUGUCAGACAUUAGAACCUCUCUGCCACAGCUCAAACCCUCAAUCGAUGUCGAAAUGGGUAACCGUUCGACAAAGGACUACGUUGAUGAUCUUAUCAAGGAAAACAUUGCAUUGGUGAAACUCAUUCAAGACAGGAACAAAAUAAUAGAAAUGACUGGAAUGGAGCUUAAGAAACUGAGAGUUGGAGUUGAGAGAGUGCAGCUGCAGAACUGGAACCUUGCUCAAUCCAACAGUCACAUGUUGGCUGUAAGUAGUGUCUGUUUUCAACUAUUUGAACUUUGGUCACUAACUUCCAGACUCUUUUCAGCAAUGGGAAGUUCAGCUACCUCCCAGCAAGCUGCAGAAAAGGGAUCCACAGAAAAUAAAAGGUCAGCUUUCUUGAUAACAUACAGUAAUGCAACAGCAAAAACCAGCUUUCUGGUGAUAAUUUUCCCUAUAUUGAUUAUCUUGAAUCCUAAUAUGUAUAGGCAUUGUUUGAGGAGGCAAUCUGCUUGCCCCAGAAUGCAGCAGCAAGAGCCAGCCAAGAGGGUGUCUGAAUUUGAAGAUAUUGCGAGGCAAUAUGACAGUCUAGCUCGUGCUCAGGAAGAAGAUCUUGCUCCUCCCUUGGAACACAAAUCUUGCUGCUCAAAGAGAACUGCUCUUGGAAGACCGUUGCGCAGAGCAGCCGGGAGGGUGCAGUCCUACAAACAAGUCCCUCUUAAUAUCAAGAUGAGAAGAUCAGAUUGA
Messenger RNA from Ipomoea nil (Japanese morning glory), 1068 nucleotides. RefSeq lists its product as uncharacterized. NCBI's taxonomy places the organism in Eukaryota, Viridiplantae, Streptophyta, Magnoliopsida, Solanales, Convolvulaceae. Gene Ontology annotation, cellular component: nucleus; chromosome, centromeric region. The coding region runs from base 301 to 1068 and encodes 255 amino acids. The transcript has 4 exons. Gene Ontology annotation, biological process: meiotic sister chromatid segregation; maintenance of meiotic sister chromatid cohesion. The record is from RefSeq and is a predicted model, not a curated record.